AUGGCUGCGGCGGCCCAGCUCUCCCUGACACAGUUAUCAAGUGGAAAUCCUCUUUAUGAGAAAUACUAUAGACAGGUUGAUACGGGCAAUACUGGAAGGGUAUUGGCUUCUGAUGCUGCUGUAUUCCUAAAAAAAUCAGGACUUCCAGACCUGAUACUUGGAAAGAUCUGGGAUUUAGCUGACACAGAUGGGAAAGGUAUCCUGAACAAACAAGAAUUCUUUGUUGCUUUGCGUCUUGUGGCAUGUGCCCAGAAUGGAUUGGAGGUUUCACUAAGUAGUUUGAACCUGGCUGUUCCUCCACCAAGAUUUCAUGAUACCAGUAGUCCUUUGCUAAUCAGUGGAACCUCUGCAGCUGAGCUCCCAUGGGCUGUAAAACCUGAAGAUAAGGCCAAAUAUGAUGCAAUUUUUGAUAGUUUAUGCCCAGUGAAUGGAUUUCUGUCUGGUGAUAAAGUGAAACCAGUGUUGCUCAACUCUAAGUUACCUGUGGAUAUUCUUGGAAGAGUUUGGGAAUUGAGUGAUAUUGACCAUGAUGGAAUGCUUGAUAGAGAUGAGUUUGCUGUUGCCAUGUUUUUGGUAUACUGCGCACUGGAGAAAGAACCUGUGCCAAUGUCCUUGCCUCCAGCCUUGGUGCCACCUUCUAAGAGGAAAACGGUCAGUAUAUCAGGCCCUAUGCGGUUGAUCCCCUCUUCAGCAUCAGCCAAGGAAUCUUACCACUCCUUCCCACCAGUAGGCAUUUUACCUACCAAAGCACCGUUAAGACAGUGGAUUGUAUCCCCUGCAGAAAAAACUAAAUAUGAUGAAAUCUUCUUGAAAACUGAUAAAGAUAUGGAUGGAUUUGUGUCAGGAUUGGAAGUCCGUGAAAUCUUCCUGAAGACAGGCUUACCUUCUGCCUUACUAGCCCAUAUUUGGGCAUUAUGUGACACAAAGAACUGUGGGAAGCUUUCAAAAGAUCAAUUUGCCUUGGCUUUUCACUUAAUCAAUCAGAAGUUAAUAAAGGGCAUUGAUCCUCCUCACAUUCUCACUCCUGAGAUGAUCCCACCAUCAGAUAGGGCCACUUUACAAAAGAACAUCAUAGGAUCAAGUCCUGUUGCAGAUUUCUCUGCUAUUAAGGAGCUAGAUACCCUUAACAAUGAAAUAGUUGACCUACAGAGGGAAAAGAAUAAUGUGGAACAGGACCUUAAGGAGAAAGAAGAUGCUGUUAAACAGAGAACAAGCGAGGUUCAGGAUCUUCAAGAUGAAGUGCAAAGGGAGAAUACUAAUCUGCAAAAACUACAGGCCCAGAAACAGCAAGUACAGGAACUCCUUGAUGGGCUGGAUGAGCAGAAAGCCCAGCUGGAGGAGCAACUGCAGGAAGUCAGAAAGAAGUGUGCUGAGGAGGCCCAGCUGAUCUCAUCCCUGAAAGCUGAACUAACUAGUCAAGAAUCACAGAUCUCCACUUACGAAGAAGAGCUGGCCAAAGCGAGGGAAGAACUGAGUCGCCUACAGCAAGAAACAGCAGAGCUGGAAGAGAGCGUGGAGUCAGGGAAGGCUCAGCUGGGACCGCUCCAGCAGCACCUGCAAGAUUCACAGCAGGAAGUCGGCUCAAUGCAAAUGAAACUUGUGGAAAUGAAAGAGCUGGAAAACCAUAGUAAUCAAUUAAAUUGGUGCAGUAGUCCACACAGCAUUCUUGUAAAUGGUGCUACAGAUUAUUGCAGCCUCAGUACCAGCAGCAGUGAAACAGCCAAUCUUAAUGAGCACACUGAAGGCCAGAGCAACCCAGAGUCUGAGCCCAUACACCAGGAGUCUCCAGCAAGAAGUAGUCCUGAAAUACUGCCUUCUGGUGUGACUGAUGAAAAUGAAGAGGUGACUGUAGCUGUUAAUGAAAAAGUUUGUCCUGAAUUUAAUAGUGACAGAUGUUCAAAAGAGGAAGAUCCAUUUAAUGUAGAAACAAGUUCACUGACAAAUCCAGUUGCAGAUUCAAACUUGGAUUUUUUCCAGUCUGAUCCUUUUGUUGGCAGUGAUCCUUUCAAGGAUGAUCCCUUUGGAAAAAUUGAUCCAUUUGGUGGUGAUCCUUUCAAAGGGUCAGAUCCAUUUGCAUCUGACUGCUUCUUCAAGCAGUCUUCUACUGAUCCUUUUGCCACUUCAAGUACUGACCCUUUUAGUGCAGCCGGCAAUAGCAGUAAUACAUCGGUAGAAACAUUAAAGCACAAUGAUCCUUUUGCUCCUGGUGGAACAGUUGUUGUUGCAGCAAGCGAUUCAGCCACAGACCCCUUUGCUUCUGUUUUUGGAAGUGAAUCAUUUGAAGAUGGAUUUGCUGACUUCAGCACAUUGUCAAAGGUCAACAAUGAAGAUCCUUUUAGUUCAGCCACUUCAAGCUCCAUCAGCAGUGUGGCCAUUACAAAAAAUAUGCUUGAGGAAACAUCUGUCAAAAAUGAAGAUGUACCCCCAGCACUGCCACCAAAGAUCGGAACUCCAACAAGACCCUGCCCACCACCACCUGGGAAAAGACCCAUCAACAAAAUGGAUUCUUCUGAUCCCUUUAAACUGAAUGAUCCAUUUCAGCCUUUCCCAGGCAGUGAUAGCCCCAAAGAAAAAGAUCCUGAUAUGUUUUGCGAUCCAUUCACUUCUACUACUACCACUACCAAUAAAGAGGCUGACCCAAGCAAUUUUGCUAACUUCAGUGCUUAUCCCUCUGAGGAAGAUAUGAUUGAGUGGGCCAAGAGAGAAAGUGAGAGAGAGGAAGAGCAGAGACUUGCCCGACUGAAUCAGCAAGAGCAAGAAGACUUAGAACUGGCUAUUGCACUCAGCAAAUCUGAAAUAUCAGAAGCAUGA
Messenger RNA from Rangifer tarandus platyrhynchus (Svalbard reindeer), 2811 nucleotides. Lineage: Eukaryota; Metazoa; Chordata; Mammalia; Artiodactyla; Cervidae. The record is from the annotation of a GenBank genome assembly.